AUGUCGAUGUUUAGAACUUUGCAGAAACAAACACGGAUAGUAACACUAUUUGCCCAUGACUUAGAAGUUAAUAAAGUUGGUUCUAAGAUACUAGAGUAUUUAAAGAGUGAUACCUCGAAUAAAUUCACAGUAGAAAUAUCGACACGUUUCCCAACUCAAGACCAAUUAAAAUAUAUGAAUCAAUUUGACACAGAUGGCAUUUUGGGACAACAAAUUAAGUCCUUGGAUACAGUAAUGAAUUUACCAUCAUUUGACUCUAUAUAUGGAUUGUCAUUAAAAGACAGCAUAAAGAGAGGUAUUUGGAACCCAAAAAAUUCAUUAUGGGUUGACUGGGAAAGACAACGAUUGGGAAAUAGCAUCAUAUCUGUUAAAGAAUAUUUAAAAAAUUUAGAGGCUGCUAAGGAUGUAGAAUCUAGGCUUUAA
Molecule: messenger RNA, 423 nt
Organism: Arxiozyma heterogenica
Lineage: Eukaryota; Fungi; Ascomycota; Saccharomycetes; Saccharomycetales; Saccharomycetaceae
Gene: FMP46
Product: putative redox protein
Exons: 1
Coding region: 1-423 (140 amino acids)
Cellular component (GO): mitochondrion
Molecular function (GO): oxidoreductase activity
Source: RefSeq, a predicted model, not a curated record